AUGUACCAUGUGCUUUGACCAGUACAGUCAUUAUUUCAUUUCAUUAUUGGAGGUAACAUGUGAUGUUUUGAUCAGCGGACGCUAGAUUCUAAUUGGGGUUUAACACCUGUAUAAUUACCUUUUACGAACCUGAGCGAGUAAGCCUGAUCACUGCCUGUUGUUCUGUUAUGGCCAGGUGCUGCACACUGUUAAUUCUGACAUGGAAUGUACAUUAUUAAGCAAGCCAGGCUCGAGGCAUUUUGUCAUUGUUUGAAGGUCUUAUGGUAAGGCCUCAUUCAUGAUUUGCUUCAGUAGUCACCAUUUUAUUGAACUUGUAUUUGAAAAGCAGUGUAUUAGCUGAAGGUUCUGCCAUGUUGAAUACCUGUGGAUAUGUGAGGUCUGCUGUUCUCAACACUGGAGGUGGUGUGGGACAUAUUCGCGUGUGCCAGUCAGAAGAUUACCUGAUGCAAGCAGUGAUGCGGUGAAGUGGUCGUGGUUGACGCUGUCCCCUGCCGGUCCAGUGUCACCGAGGCAAGUGCCAGCCUUCUAGCUACCCUGCAGAUCAAUACAGCAGUACGUCUCCCAGCUCGUAGUACAUCCAACUCUGAGUAUCUCUGUAUGGGGACACUGACAACGCUGGAACAAUGUAGCAAUAAGUGGCACUUAUUACUUCCACCUACUAGUCAUCAUGGAUAUCAUCUAAGCCACCCUACCCUUGGAGCUAGGAGGUCGUUCCACCAAUCAUAGGUAAAACAAGUGUGUUAAGUGCAGAGAUGAGGAUAUCGUUCUGGGCCGGACCCAAGUGGUGCUCAGCUGAGUAAUUGAUGUAUGAGCAACUUGUUCAACUUUUUAGCCUCCUUCCCCAGUACAUUGCCUUGGUUGUGUCAAUAUGUAUGGAUACCGAGCCAUUCCGAUAAUACCACCUGCAGUGUGAUGCACGUCCCAGUGACCUUAGGGAACAAAGAUCAGCACGCGGGCAAUUAACGUGUGUAUGUUAAUAUCCUGGACUUGAUGAUAUGGAACUUACGGAGAUGGGGACUCGCCAGAGAGAGUUGGGGCAGCUGGCAGUGGUACCAGUGGCGCCGACGGAGGAAGUCACUUAUGGUCCGGAGUCUGCACACUCCACGUGUGAGUCACAGGCAGCUUGGGUCGAAUACAAGCCUGUGCUUUCACAAAUGGAUCGCCUGUUGGAUGAACGGUACCGGGCCAAGUUAAAAAGUAACGUUACUGCUACCCUGCAAGCUAAAGUGUAUAACUUUCUGGAGAGGCCGACAGGAUGGAAGUGCUUCAUAUACCACUUCACAGUCUUCAUGAUGGUGCUCAUCUGCCUCAUCUUCAGUGUCUUAUCUACCAUAGAGCAGUACACAGCCUUCGCCAACGAAACACUCUUCUGGAUGGAAAUUGUGCUGGUUGUGUUCUUUGGGUUGGAGUACGUGAUCCGGUUGUGGUCGGCCGGAUGCCGCAGCAAGUACAUGGGAGCUCGGGGACGAUUACGAUUUGCGCGGAAACCCAUUUCAGUUAUAGAUUUCCUUGUAGUUAUCGCAUCUAUAGUGGUUCUCUCAGUAGGCUCAAACGGCCAGGUGUUCGCCACCUCUGCCAUCAGAGGAGUGAGGUUCCUGCAGAUUCUGCGUUUGCACGUGGACCGACAGGGCGGCACCUGGCGUCUACUAGGCUCUGUAGUGUACAUACAUAGACAGGAAUUAAUAACAACGCUGUAUAUAGGGUUUCUGGGGCUCAUCUUCUCUUCCUACUUUGUGUAUCUGGCUGAGAAAGAUGCAGUGGGAGAGGAUGGUACCACAGAUUUCACCAGCUAUGCAGAUGCCCUCUGGUGGGGCGUGAUAACUGUUACCACUAUCGGCUAUGGCGACACAGUUCCGCAGACGUGGAUGGGACGUAUCGUGGCUUCCUGUUUCUCUGUAUUUGCCAUCUCAUUCUUCGCCUUACCUGCAGGUAUCUUGGGGUCUGGGUUUGCCUUGAAGGUUCAGCAGAAGCAAAGGCAGAAGCAUUUUAACAGACAGAUUCCCACAGCAGCAUCUCUCAUACAGUGUUUGUGGCGGUGCCACGCUGCCGAGUCAUCCUUCAACUCCAAUGCUACGUGGAAGGUGCAUGUACAGGAGAAUGGCCACCAUCACUACUAUGGUAGCAAGCAGUUUGGGCUCAACUCCAAUCCCUCAGCUCUCACACGUAUGGCCCGCCGAGCUAGUCUACUGAAGAAGAAGCUCUCGUUCCGCGGAUCCAACAUGCUGGAGAGACAGGAGAGUUGCUCCUCCCUGUCCAACUAUCAACUGGACGCUAUCAAACCAGGUACUCCGACCCGUUGUGGGUCGUACGGGCGGGGAUCUGACGCUGACGUAUCACUGGAGGAUGAAAUUGACGGUGAUUGCAUCAUAAAGCCAGAGCAGUUGACGGAGUCACAUAAGGUGAUGAUCAGGGUGAUACGUAAGAUCAAGUUCUUUGUGGCCAGAAGAAAAUUCUCACAAGCUCGCAAGCCGUAUGAUGUACGCGAUGUGAUAGAGCAGUAUUCUCAGGGACAUCUCAACAUGAUGGUCAGAAUCAAAGAGUUACAGAGGAGACUGGACCAGACUCUGGGCAAGCCAGUAUACUUUGGUGCAAACAACAAAGACAGGGAGAAAUCAACACUAUGUGCACGAGUCACAAGGGUAGAAAAUCAGGUAAAUCGUUUGGAUACAAAGAUGGACCAGAUGCUUACAUUAAUGAAUAAGCUAGUCAAAAUGACAGAGGGAAAAGAAUCCAGUAAAGAAGAUAAUUCCUAGCAGUGACUGAAAUCCGUACAUCCACACCAAGACCCUGAUGCCAGUAUGCCCGGCACCAGAUGCACAUGCACGUGUCAGUGCCAGGGCAUGCCCCUGCUGACUUGCACAUCAACACACAUAGAGCAGGCUCAGAUUGCCCAAUAGGAGCCAAGGUCAGAGUUCAAGGUCAUUCAUGACCUGGAUGGAUAACAGUGACGGAGUAAAGAUACAGUGUGCUCACCAUCAAACUUUCACAUUUGUACGAAGACAGCAACCGAAAAUAUUUGAAGUGCGAAGUCUGACACAAGGAGAUGUACAGUGCUGUACAGUAUUAGGCCGAUGGCAGGACAUUCAGUGGCAGGAGAAGCUUCAACAUAUGCCAGGCACACAGAAGCAGACGUCUUCCUUUAGGAACCACAGAGUGUAGUGUGUACAGGAUACACAGUUCUUGAAUACAGCAUACAUUGUACCAUGGUACAUAGAUUGACUGAAGGUGUAGGCAGUUACCUGAUACAUAGCCAGAAACAUAGACCAUGGUUUGUGUUCCUUGUUACAAUGUACAGAAGUAUAUGCUAACUGACUCCAGGUACCUUUCCGUGUUACAUAGACCUUGAUGAUGCCACAAGAAGUUGACUGUUUCAUCCUUCCCCGAAAGACAUCAAGUUUCCAUCUUCUCCACCAAGCCCAUCUCCAAGCAGAUUCAUCUUUCAAAAUUCUAAAUGAUGAUUAAUUUCAAGCUAUUUCUCUAUUGCCAGCACUGAAAAUAAUAUAGCUUCUAUUUUAAUAGUUGAUUCGUUUUGACCUCGGUACUGUUUCGCUCAAAGAGUCAAAUUUGAAUGACCAGUACCUUGAUAUGCAAUAUCGGAUGUCAGGUGCACAUGUCCUUAAUAUAACCUUUUCAGUCACAGAGAGGUUGAUAUGCAGUGUCACAUUUCAGAUGAGCUGGUCAGAAGAAGAUCUGACCAGUAGGUUAAUAGGCAGUACCCAUGACCUUGAUGAUAGUACCCAGUUACACAUUGCCAUGGUAACAAUCAGUGGAGCCUCAAACAGUAUUGUGGUACACUUUCACACAACAUGUACCACCAUAUCAAAUCUUUGAUGCGGCACUGAUUGUUAAAAGCAUGCACGUUUGUGGUGCAAGUGUCUGGAUACACUCUCUGAUAAAUCAAUACCUUCAAGCAACGUCUAGCUUCUUGGUUGAACGGGCAUUUUGUGAAUGAGUAUGAAAAUCUGGAAAACAUUUUUUACAUUCCAUGAUGAAGCAAGGUUUUCUGCAUUUAACAUUCCUGACAUCCCCGGAAGAUGUAAUAAUGGUCAUCGACCUCCAGACAUCCUCCUGUUCUCAUUACUCAUGACAGACAUUCCAUGAUCGGUGAAGCAACAAAGCCUUCCUCAAGUUUGUUUUCUGAAGGUCACAAAUUUAAUGGCAAUAUCAAAUAUAUUAUAUCUAUUCUCAUGUAAUAAUAUCCUAAAACUUCUUAUGAUUCCUUAGAAGUACUUCCAAAUUCAAAAUACUUUACAAAUAAAGAAGUCCAUAACAGAUGUAUAUAAAACAUAUAUAUAUAUAUGUAUUUUUCUCUCAGGAAACCAAAGAUGAUUGCCCAUUUAUCAUAUGGGAAACAAAUUACCUACAACUGUAAAUAUUCAGAAAAUAUGAACACUCUUCUCAUUUUAUGGAUAGAAUUGCCCUAAAAAAUCAAAUUGGUGUGUUUGAUUGCAAAUAUGUGUAUUUGAAGAGAGCUGUUUAUAUUGUUAUUUUAUUGAGUGUAUUUAAGGAGAAAGUGAUCAAUAAUCUUUAAUGAGUUUACCAUCUUGAGACUUACCGGUAGAUCAAGAAAAUCUCUAACACAAGUCUUUUUGCAUGUAGCAUUUUUGUAAAAUGUAAACGUAUGGACACACAAUGACAUGAAACAUUUAUGGAUAAGAAAUUCUUCAUUGACUGAGCAACGAUUCAGGUUUAUUUCUUGCCCAGGAAGCAACAGACUUCUAUUAAAGUUUCAUAAACAUGUCAUGUGUUCAUAUUCUUCCGACUUCUAAAUACCAUAAAGUUUUUUAUGAAAAUAUGAAGACAUGUUCCUAUAUACAGGAUAAUUACAGUAAGGCUGAAGGCAAUAGAGUUCACACAAAGACUCUUACCGCAAAGAUCCAGCUUAUGAUGUCAGUAUUACUUAGAACACAGUCAGUACAGAUCUUGUCUAGAAAUUGGUAGCAUUUCAAGAAGCAGUCAUUGCCAGUAUCAUCAGACAAGUGUACAUAACAUGUCCAUCUCAAUAACAACCUCAACAAUAAAAGUGUAUCAAAUGAUUGGUAGUGAAAUCCUGAAGAACGGUCUACAAUGGUUUAUAGUCCAAGGGAGACAACUCUGUUGAUAAUCAUCACACAUUCUGAACUGUCAGAACGUCAUGCAAGUUUUAUUACAUUUAUAACACUUUUCAGCACACUAUUUGCAAUAGGCACUCGAAGUUUGAUUAUUGUUUACGUCAUCUUCAACCCUUGGGGCUCCUAACUUGGCACGGUCGGUAGUGUGCCUGUUGGUAGGAAUCAGCCCCCUCUGUCAGCACCAGCACAAAGUGUGAGAGAUUCAACAUGCUAAAUUACUCCUGCAAUUAUGCCUGGGAAUGGUAGAAGUGAUACAGUGUUUGAUCAUAUCAUUUAUUCUCAUAAAUCAUGUUGAGUUAAACAGUAAAGGUACAAUUAUAGAAAGGUUUGUUUUUCAAACAACAUUAUUUUUCCAACGAAUGUAUCAAAUGGUAUUUUUACAAAGUUUCCAGUGAUACCUAUCUUUGUUUUAGUCCUGUGGAAGCAUCUGGUCACGGUUUCUCAUUGUGUCUCAAUGUAAAGGGGUGUAUAAUUCUAUUGCGAGGCAAUAACAGGAAUGCCUCAUGCUUGUUUUAACAGAAUCAGCUAAUAAAUAUGGUAAUGACAAUUACAUAGCCAACCAGAUCCCUGAUUGAGUUGAGUGACUUCAGUACUGGGUCCUGUUUCACACAGCGAUCGUAGUUCUAUGGCUCUCGUAAGUCUAUGAUAAAGUAUGUGACUUACGAUCGUGUCAGAUGACUAGUAAGUCAUUGAUAAAGUAAGGGAGUCAAAAUCGUCUUAUUGGUACAUCUGUCGUAAGUCUAUGAUAAAGUAUGUAACUUACGGUCAUCUUAGCACUAUAAUUUACUUAAAUAGGUGUGUGUGAUUUAAAUUCAUGAAAGUACUACCACUGUCAUAAGUCUGUGAUAAAGUAUGGAAUUUAGGAAUCUCAGCCAUUUGUCUGUGUUAAAGUAUGCCAUGGCUGUCGCAAGUCUGCAUUUAAGUUUAGGACUUGUGAUGACAUUAGCACUAUAACCGCUUUGUGGAAUCAGACCGAAUACUAAAGUCAUGAAUUGGACUCAUCACUAAUGGAUACUGAUUAUACAGCCUUGAAUCAUUGUUUACGAGCCGAUAUCUCCCACUUGACAGUGCCUGUCUGUACAGUACCCAGUUGUGCCACACCAGUCACAUGGUCUUGGGGUAAAUCUUAGCUGGUUCCAUUUGUAGCAAAUUUUUACUACUUUCAAACUUUUAUGAAGAAAAUGUUUGACAAAUAAAUUGGGCAUCAAUAUAUUAAAUUAUAUCUGUUUGGAUUUAGUAUUGCAGUUUGCUUGUGUUUCAGUCUCUUAUUUCUAGGACUUUAAACGCUUGUUGCAUAAUGAUUACUGUUUCCCAGUGAAUCAUGGUAUCGGUUAAGUAAGGCAGACACUGCAUUUUCUAGUUGAUGCAUUUAAUCAGCUGUUACAUUUGCCAUCUGUUUGUAGCUCAUGAUGUGUCAUUUUGAAGUAGAACGAUUAGCCAGCAUUGUUUAGUUCUUUAUCAUUUAUGAAACCUUUUAAGAACAGAUGCAUUUAAUUUUUCUCUUUACAUGUUUUUUGGGUCGGUAAGCCAAGAGGCAGUGUUGUCAGGGUUGGGUAAUGUUCUUCAAAUAACCUUUCUAACAAAUAUACAUGGUAGAAAGUAUGUAUUAAAACAUCUUACAGUGUUAUGAGUCUAGCAUACGUCUAUAAACGUUAGUAGCUUUUGUUCAUCCUUAGUGAAUUAAAUGGUCUGUAUCAACGAAAAUAUGUAUUUUAAUGCAUACCAAUCAAAACAAGAUAAGGAUCACCAUCGGUAGUCCAUGCCAGAUCAUGCAUGGUCAUAUGAAAACACUGGUGUUCCCUACAACCUUUGAAUAGUAUAGAUGUGUUUUACAUGUCAGUGUUCAACAGGUCAAAUUUGUCAGGUCUGCAUUUUAAUGUCUACAAUGGAUUCAAGUAGGUGGAAUAUAUGCAUGAUUUUGUAUGUGAUACUUACCAAAUAUGCAAAGAUACACUCUGAUACUGUACCAGAUAAAAAUAUAUAAUAUUUUAGCAUUAUUAUUGAAUUAAAAUGACUUCCACAGAGAUAUUGAAAUAUUUUCAGACAGUUAUAAAUCAAGUCUUUGUAAUUUUACUCCCAACAGGAACAGCCUCAGAGUGUAUGGAGUUGACCACUGUGAUAAUUUUGUAAAGGAUAUGAAGGGAAUUUAUAUCAGAAAAGGCAGAAUAUCUCGUAAGGUACACAUUUUGUCGUCAUUGUCAUUAGUAUAUGACAUGUAAAGCUUUAAACCUUCACCAUGUACAAAAUCCCUUCCCCCCCCCCCUCCUCAUCAUCACACCCUUCUAAGUUGCAAUCAAAGUGUGAAAAGACAAACCCACAUCUUUGUAUGUUGAAAAUGAAAUUCAGAUGUCCUCGGACCAAAAGAUUCUCAUGAUAUGCAAGAACAGAUCUUCAUUAAGGAUGCAGGAUAGUCCCCGUGUAUGAAGGGGAUGAGGAGAAAAUGAGUGCUAUAUAUAUGAUUCCAACAAGACAUUUUGUUUCACCUUGUAAUAAAGGUUAAGCUGUACAUUAUUUACACAGAUAUUAACCACGAAAUAUCUUUAAUAUAUCUAAGUAAUUUUAAAAGUUGUGUAUUUUGUCACAGCAUGAACCAGAAUCCAAUUUUUCAAUACUCCCCAGUAAGUUUCAAGGCCCGGUAACCUAGAGUGCUUGUAACAAAUGAAAUGGUGAGUCUUUGACUAAGCAUCAGGGUUACGACUGUCGUAGCGCUAGAAUCGCUCUGCAGAACAAGCCCCAGGUCCCUGUUCAGUGGCUGUUGUACUACAUACCAGGAUCUUGUUCCAUAUAUUGACCUUAAGUCUAUAGUGAGUCUUAGAUUGAGCAUUAGAGUAAGAUCACACUGCAGAACAAGCCCCUGGGUCCCGUUUCACAAGGCUCUCGUAAGCCUAAGAUAUCAUAGCAUUCGCACCUCCUAUACUGUAACAUAGGAAGUACAAAUGCUACAAGAAUAGUUACGAGAUCUUAGCCUUACGAGAGGUUUGUGAAACGGGGUCCAGGUCGAUAGCAAGGGUUUGUUCUAAUACAUGCCUCGGCCCUUAUUCUCGAAACGUUCAUAGCCUUAAGAAUUCUUAACUUUGAGUGUAGCCAAUGUGUUAAGAAUGGGCUUACGAAGUUCGUAGGGUUACGAACGUUUCGAGAAUAGCUAGCCUGGACUUCAGUCCACAGAGCAAUCUUAACAUAAAAUCUAUCGUAAGUGUAUGAUACGGAAUUUUUGUUACAACGGCCUUAGUGGUAAGAUCACUCUGUAGAACAAGUCCCUGGUCAAGGGUUUGUUCUAAUACAUCCCUGGACCUCAGUCCACAGAGCAAUCUUAACAUUACGUUAUCGUAAGUGUAAGAUACGGAAGACAGCGCUACGAUCACUCCUCAAGUCCCAGGUCAACACUGGUCUGUUGUAUCAGGCCUGUCCCUUGAAACAAAUAGGGUACACCAUGGCAGCUACAGAUCUCACCAGGACAAUCUCUGUCCCCAAUGCUUAUUUGUGUCAGUACAAUGUACCAUUAUUCAUUUGCACGUAUAUCAGACUUGCAUUGCUUGAUGCUAGGUUUGAUAGUUUAUAUGUAUGUAUAUUGAUUCAUCCUCUUUCAAUUUUCACUUUAGUAAUUUAUUCAAAAAUAUUUGUCUCACCUGAGCGGAUGUGCACGUCACAGUGACGGCUGGUUCGCAGCUGCUCGACCAGUCCAGAGGAAGCCAUGUAAGUUGUUCUAGACUCGGAACUCAAUCUGGGGAUGGUUUAUUUAUUGCUCUUCUAAUUAUUAUCAGUCCAUUUGUUUCUUUUUUUCUUCUAGACAAUGAUGCAGGAGAUGAAAUAAAGAAAUAAUUUUGUUUGUCAGGGUUCGCUGUCAGUUAAUUGAGGUAAAUAUGAUUGCAGUACUUGUUUUUAGGAAUUAAUUCUUAUCACUCUAAACAUAUAAAGGGUAACUGUUAAUUUUCUUUAUGAAAAGAAGCAGUAAAAACUAAAAGAACAUUACAAUCAACAUCAGAUAUUGAGUGAAGACUUUAACAAGAACAACGAACACAGCAGUUGUAAUGGGUUUUGUUCAGUGUGGAGCUAGAAUAGUUCUGGGUCCCGAACCACAAAGUGUUCCUAAUGUUACGACCUGUUGUUACUCUUUACUUUAUCAUAGGCUUACAAAUGUCGUAGCACUAUGAUGGUUUUGUGGAUUGAGACACUGAUCGUAACCUGUGCUAGGUAUUUAUUUCUGUAAUUUCACUUUAAGAUGUAAGGACUUUAAAGUUUACAUAUUUAAUACUUAAUGUUAAACUGGUUUAGUGUCAGUUUGUACUUAACCUAGUUCUUCAAAGAUAAAUACAAUAAAAUAGUAGAUAUGCUCUUCCUCAUCAUCUGCUCUGAAGGCUGAAAUGGGAUUGUUGGGAUUGUUGUUGUUAGAGUCCAAUAUGGCAAGAAUACCUUAGAAGUCCAUGAACCUGCUACAGUGAGUAUAGCACGUAGGGACUACAUCCUCAGUGGGUGAUAUAGGGUGUUAUUGCCCGAGUGACUGGCCAGAGAGAGGCUAGUUGCCCAGAGUAUGAGACUGGUAAGCAGAUCGAGCGUUGUGUUUGUGUGUGUGAGUAGUGUGAGAGAUUUUAUCUUGAACAUCACAAUGUAUAUGGCAGUUAUACACAUCACUUUAUCUUUAUGAAGCAAUCUUUGAUCACUGUUUUUAUUUAUUAGAAAUAAACCUAUUAUUUUAUACA
Molecule: messenger RNA, 9808 nt
Organism: Haliotis rubra (blacklip abalone)
Lineage: Eukaryota; Metazoa; Mollusca; Gastropoda; Lepetellida; Haliotidae
Product: potassium voltage-gated channel subfamily KQT member 1-like
Exons: 16
Coding region: 996-2753 (585 amino acids)
Biological process (GO): transmembrane transport; potassium ion transport
Cellular component (GO): voltage-gated potassium channel complex; membrane
Molecular function (GO): voltage-gated potassium channel activity
Source: RefSeq, a predicted model, not a curated record